UCGCUUCAAUUGCUUGAUGUAUGAUAUCCUGCCUCGCGUCAGUCGCGAUGAAUUGGGAUCGUUGACAGCUGAGCAGCAGGUAGAAACACGCAUGUCCGUCGAUCUGUGUGAGGAAAUGACCAUAAAUACGCAUGCAGACAUGCAGACAUGUAGCGGCAUUAAGUGAGUGAGUGAGCGAGUGUGUGUGUGUGUGUUGGCGAAACGAACGAGUGAGACCAAUUCGGUGGGACACCCGCGGCUGUCUGCACGUGUAUGCACUCGUGUGAAGCACGCAGGCAGGCAGGCAGGCCGCCAGCAAGUGGAGAGAGAACCUCGCUCUACAUCUACAGGACGUGUACCGUACCAUACGAGCUAACGUCACUUCACCUGCAUGGACAUCCGACUGGCCGAAGAAAUCAGCAAAAAGCAACGGCAGAUAGAGAUUGAUAUGGCGGCUGGGUAGAGCGAGAUAGACUCUGCAUAGAGGAGAGAAGGGGUUCGUCCAAAAGGUCCGCCCCGAUACGAAACGCAUGCUGACAGACUGAACCGCUGGCAGAGGCCUGUCAGACAGACAGACAGACAGACAGUGGGUGGACCACCGAUGCUUACAAAAGAGCCCUCCCUGGAGAGAGAUAGAGAGAGAGAGAUAGAGAGAGAGAGAGACGUGCGAGAAUCCGAGAUGCGAGAGUGUUCAAAUCAUUGCACAGACAGACAGAUGCUGCUGUCUGUCUGAGGAGAGAGAGUGCGAGAGCGACCGAGCGAGAGUGCACCUACAGGGGCGAGAGCACGAUAAGCACGACAUGGACGCUCCAUACGGACGGCAUGGAGGAUCGAAGAAAACGGAUGAUAUGAUAUGACAUGACAUGAUGUGAUAUGGUGGCUGUGGCUGUGUGCGUGUGUAUGUGUGGCGAGUGAGUCUCUACAUGUACUGGACCAGCCCACGAGGCACCAAACCAGGCAUGUACGCACAUUCAUAUGAUGCGACCAAAGGGGAUCUGCUGCACAGUAUCUACACAGUCAGGCAGGGAGGCCUCCUUUCAGCCUCCAUCCACAUCCACACACCCGCCCCCCGCGCCCCCCAAAAAAACCCACACAUAUGCACAUACACACGUGGCAGUGGCUGUCAGGAGCUAGCUGUCCAUCAGUCAGUCGACCACCUUAAAGAUAACCUCCACCAUAUCAUUCAGCGACGUCGUGGGGCUCUCCAGGAUGGCCGUCACAGUGUAGUCGCCUGGAAUUGCGCUCCACCGACGGACAGAGUCGCCGUCGUUGACUAACGGGAGCUGCUUUCCGCCGAGUGUUCCAGGUGGGAUGGGCGAUGUCUCGUUCGGGCCGGUGAGAGACCCGGUGAGAGACCAUGUGAUCAGAAUGGGCUCGACCUCUGUUUCAUUGGUGUGCAGGUCGAGCUUGGGCUCGAUGAUGUGUGCUUCGAGGGUGAAGUUGCUCAACUCGCUCAGUGACAGGACGGUGCCUGCGUGAUCAGCAACACGAAGAGACGAGAUGUGUAUGUGGAAAGGGUGCUCACCGUUUUCUAGCUCUUGAAUGGGCAUGCGAUCCAUGUCCACCACGUCAAUGCCACCCAACUCGUACUCUGACGACAGACACGCAGGACAACACACGCACGUACAGGACCGCUCCGUCUGUCGAUGUGAGGGCAUCCCGCCCCCCACUCUCAUGUCUCCUUCCCAUCUUACCGAUGAUCGAGCAGUCCUUCAGCCCCGACACCACCCCCUCCCCCAGCCCCUCCACUUUGUCAGUCCCCAUCCCCGGCUCCCGCUCCCUCGUGUGGAUAACGUAGCACUUGGGCGGCACUGCGUUAGCGAUGUCGCCUUGGACGUGAGUGAAGUAAUGGCAGGAGCUUAUCUCCUGACACGCUCCCUGGCAGUCCAGGGGUGUCUCUUUUGGUGCUGGAUACAACACGAGGGCGUUUAUGUCAUACAUGACGCCGGUCUCGAAGCACUCGCCGAGGCGUCUACGGCUGGCGGACGCAUAGGUGGGCUUGACGUUGGCUGCCGAGGGGAGGUGGAGAAAACCCGGUGCUGCCUUGUCUGCUGCACGCAGGGCUUGGAUCGCCGCUGAUGAUGCAAAACACACAGAGAGAUUUGGUGCGUCGGAGAGGCAGGAGAGCGAAUCGCACCUUCUGCUGUUGAUUGUGAGGAGAUGGUGUAUCCCUUGUCGUCUCCGUAGUCUUGCCCAUACACACUCAUGCCUUGCUUCGUCACCUCUGCAAACACGCACGCACACACACACCAUCAUUGCUCCAGUAUGCUGUGUGUGCCCGCCGCCGCACAGACUUGGCUGCGUAUGAUUGGCAUCGGCGACCUCGUCUUGCCUGGCUGGCGGGCCACCAAUCGUCACCACCUCAUCUGACCGAGACAGCAGACACACCACACCACAUCACAUGACACGCUUACUAGCAGCACGCAUCGCUUCGCACCGCACCUCCGUCUUCAUAGUAGCCGUCGUCUCUCCUCAGGUUGCUGUUGCCGCUGCUGGUGCUGCUGGUGGUGCUGGUGUCAGGGCUCUUGAGUGUGACCCCCGCAUACAGUGGCGUCAGCCCGAGACCUGACGCCGUCGCCUUCGCAGUCUUCGCCCGUCCCUCGUCUGGCGUCAGGACAUCGGCACCACCAGCGGCAGCACCCACAACACGCUGAGCACCAGCAGUGGCCUCAGCGGCCCUCCGCCUCUCCCUCUUCUCUCUCCUCUCGGCCUCUUCCCUUCGCUUCCUCUCCUUGACUUGUGCGAUCUUGGCCAUGAUGAUCUCCUCCUUAUCCCUGGUGGUGACGUCCGUCUUGCUGCUCGUCUUGCCCAGGGCAGUGCUCUCAGGGCCGUAGGCCUCCUCCUCGUAUGCACUCAGCACCGGGUCGUAUGACGAGCCGCUGCCGCCCGCCUCGGUGCACGACACCGUCAGCUUGAAAUAACCGCUCGAGUCUUUAUAUGCUCCAACGACCACGUACAUGGUGUCCGCGACUUCCAUCAUGAUCUUGGACUGCAGGGUGCCGCCCACGUCGUCGACGCACAUCUUGCCGGGCAUUGGGACAGCGCCUUGGUCAGGCUGGCAGACGGACGUCAUGCCCAGGAGCGAGUCCAUCGCUUUGCUCUCCUCGUUCAUGGUCGAGAUGGUCACUUCCUUGAUGCCGUCGACGCGCAGCUCGUAGAUGACCUGGUGGAUGUUGGGGCCGAACCUGCCACAGUUCUGGAGCCACCCCACCACACCGUUGCCCGUGUUGCCAACGUAAGACAUGUCGCACGAUAUGAACCCCGCAAACGCCUCAGACGGACACGCUGCACACCAGACACAACGAGAAAAGGCCAGUUCGCCGCCAUGGUCAUGCUCACCGUCAGUGCUCACUCACCAGAUGGCGACACCUGGUUCCUAGGGUCCACUGUGGAUGACGGCAUUGGUGUCGUGGUGCUCGUGGAUGGAGGAUUUGUGCUCGAGGAGCUCACGAGUGGAGACCCCGUCCCGGCCGCCCCACCGGGUGGGGGCGCCGUGGCAACGGCCAUCAUUGGAGGGAUGGAGGCCGUGUUUCCAGCACCAGUGGGAGUGGCGGUGGUGGGAGGCAGGGUGGUGGUUGAGGACAUGCCCUUGGUGGGUGUCGGCAUGGGCGUGGUGGACGAGCCAGAACCACCAUCGUCGCCAUCGAUACCCUGCGCGCCACACCAGACCAGGCAGAACAGGCACUGUUUGCAAACCGGCGGCUGGGUGGGGUGCGUGUAUGGCAUCUUCCUUCCGGUGUGUGUAUGUAUGCUGACGGUGAAUUGGACGUCGGUCUCGACGGCGUGCCAUUCGCUCAAUAUGAGGUACAACUUAGUAUACCUCUCCUCACCCUGUCAGUCAGACACACACAGCACCGCAAGCGAACACACACACACAGAGGGAGAGGGAGAGAGAGAGGGAGAGAGAGAGGGAGAGAGGGAGAGAGAGAGAGAGAGAGAGACGGGAGAAACGAAGAUGCCAAUCCAUCCAUCCAUCCAUCUUCCAUCCGUGAUAUCGCCCGGCCCCAUGCCUGCAUACCGUGAUAGAGGUGAGCCUGAGGUAGAGCGGCAAAGAGAAGCCGUCAUUGGGAAAUGGAUGUCGGCCCACUAUCUCGUCAGCGUCGCACAAGAAAACGGGCCACUCCUUCCAGGGGCAGUUGAGCCACGUGUCCGUCGGCUCGUAAUAUAUCUCGAGCUUCCACACCGGCACUAUGAAGUUCCGGUGCUGGAACUGCAUUGCAACAUCACACACGCAAAGCAUUGAGAUCGAUCUGUGUGUGUGUGUGUGUGCGUGUGUGUGUCUGUGUGUGUGUGUCUUUGUCUUUACUUGAAGCUUGUAAGUGUUCUCUUCUCCCGCGAAUGCGAGAUGGAUUGUGCUGCUCGUUGUGCAGUCCACAGCCUUCCAGCUCGCCUGCAAGCACGAAACACACAACACACACACACACACACAGAAGUGCACAGAUGCUGAGGUCCUUCACGCACUCGGUCACUCAGCCACUUACAUGAUAGAGCCCCUCGUGGUUGUCGUCCAUAAUGGCUAUCUCGUGCGCAUCGCAGUGCUUGCACCUGCACACAAACAACACCGGACACACCAGCCACAAAGGCACCACACCACAGAUAUCUUCUGUCGUCUGACUGAGUGAGUGUGUGGAUGGUGACUUACACGCCAAUCACAUAGAGCUUGAACUUUUCCGUCAAGCUGGGGCCUGUGCCGCUUCCCUGGCCGUUGUGCUCGACCUGACCAUUCGUCCACACACACACAGAUAAGAAACCCAACAACACACCUCUCUCUGUCUGUCUGUCUGUCUGUGUACCUCGAUGCACAUGCCGCAUGUGCGUGCGUGGAGGUAGUGCAUCUCGGGUAGCGCCACAUAGCCGUCUAUAUCCUCGAAUGCCGUGUCGGGCAGCUCCUCAAGAGGCAAAUGGUGACACGAACCAGUAUCGCCUAAACACACACACACACACACACACACAUCUGUGAGUGAAUCAACCACACCCACAACAACAACCACAACCACCACAAGCACAACACAAUCAGGCAGGCGUGUGUCAAUCAGCGCACCGCUGGUGAGUUUGUAGUAGCUGGCCAUGCCCUCUUUAUACGUGGCGUACAGUCCAACGACGUCUUCCUGGCUGACCUCGUCCAGCCCACUGACGAGCGGCAGAGCCACGUGGACGGCCAUCACACCCAGGAGGACUGCCGCCCUCAUCGCUCGCCGCCGCUGCCUCGCUCUGAUUUGAUCUGCAGCUCUCCUGUGCAAUGCCGGUUGCUGCUGUUGCCCGCGGAACGCCACGCAGUCUGCCGAGUCCUCCCUCACCCCUCCAGGGCACCGCAG
Vitrella brassicaformis is the source of this 5294-nucleotide messenger RNA. The record is from the annotation of a GenBank genome assembly. Lineage: Eukaryota; Vitrellaceae.